UGCUGUGCUCGGAACAUGGCGGGCGUCGGCGACGCGGCCAUCCCAAGAGAAGGCGGCGCGGACGGCGCCGAGCGGGAUGGCCGCGCUGAGGCGGAGCAGCUGGGCGGCGGCGGCGGUCACGGGCCCCCGCCGGCGCCUCAGCACACGGAGACGCUGGGCUUCUACGAGAGCGACCGGCGGCGGGAGCGGCGCCGCAGCCGCGCAGAGCUUUCACUGUUGAGGUUCCUCAGCGCUGAACUAACCAGAGGGUACUUCCUUGAACAUAAUGAGGCCAAGUAUACAGAAAGAAGAGAAAGAGUGUACACUUGUAUGCGAAUACCAAGAGAAUUGGAAAAGCUCAUGGUGUUUGGAAUCUUUCUGUGCCUGGAUGCAUUUCUCUAUGUGUUCACCCUGCUUCCUGUCAGAGUCUUCCUGGCCCUAUUCAGGCUCUUCACCCUGCCUUGCUAUGGCCUAAGGGACCGACGUGUGCUUCAGCCCGCCCAGGUGUGUGAUAUCCUGAAGGGGGUCAUCUUGGUCAUCUGCUAUUUCAUGAUGCACUACGUGGACUAUUCCAUGAUGUAUCACCUGAUCCGGGGGCAGUCGGUCAUCAAGCUGUACAUCAUCUACAACAUGCUCGAGGUAGCAGAUCGUCUGUUUUCCUCAUUUGGACAAGAUAUAUUAGAUGCUCUCUACUGGACAGCAACGGAGCCCAAAGAAAGGAAGCGAGCCCACAUCGGGGUGAUUCCCCACUUUUUCAUGGCCGUCCUCUACGUCUUUUUGCAUGCCAUCCUUAUAAUGGUUCAAGCAACAACUCUGAACGUGGCUUUUAACUCACACAACAAGUCCCUGCUUACUAUCAUGAUGUCUAAUAAUUUUGUUGAAAUUAAAGGAAGUGUUUUCAAGAAGUUCGAAAAGAACAAUCUUUUUCAAAUGUCCAAUAGCGAUAUUAAGGAACGAUUCACAAAUUAUGUGCUUUUGCUAAUAGUAUGUCUGAGAAACAUGGAGCAGUUUUCUUGGAAUCCAGAUCAUCUCUGGGUGUUAUUUCCAGAUGUCUGUAUGGUGGUCGCAUCAGAAAUUGCUGUGGAUAUUGUAAAACAUGCUUUUAUCACAAAGUUCAAUGACAUCACAGCAGAUGUCUACAGUGAAUAUAGAGCCAGCCUUGCUUUUGACCUUGUUAGCAGUCGACAGAAAAAUGCAUAUACUGAUUAUAGUGACUCCGUGGCCCGGAGGAUGGGGUUUAUUCCUCUCCCACUAGCUGUUUUACUCAUCAGAGUGGUAACAAGUUCAAUUAAGGUGCAAGGAAUCCUGUCUUAUGCCUGUGUCAUCCUCUUCUAUUUGGGGUUGGUCUCCCUGAAAGUCUUGAACAGCAUCGUCCUGCUGGGGCAGUCCUGCCAGUACGUGAAGGAGGCCAAGAUGGAAGAGAAGCUGUUCAGCCCGCCCCCGGCCAGCGCUCCCGGCAAACCGCCCAGUAAACCACAGAACAAGUGCAGAGCCUCCCAAGAAGAAACCCUGUCUGCCUCAGUCACCAGCCAGCCCACUCAUCAGAAGGAAAAUGCGAUCCCGCUGCUCGUGACGAGCAGCUCUGAUCAGCUUCUGACCACCCCGGACGGCGACGAGAAGGACAUAACACAGGAGAACUCAGAACUGAAACACAGGUCCUCAAAGAAAGAUCUGUUAGAGAUAGACAGAUUCACAAUUUGUGGAAACCGAAUUGACUGAAUUCCGGAGCUCCGAGUGCCAAAGACGCAGUCUCGGGGCCCCAGAGGUAGUGCCCCCGAGAUGGACAGAUGCUGAAGACGGCACUUAAAUAUUUAUUUAAGAACUUAACUUAUUGAUGGAAAGCAAAUCUUAGUGUCCUUCUUCCAGUGGCGUGGUCUGGCUGAAGGUCAGGUCACACGGGGCAGCCAGCAGCGACCUCCAGCCUCGAGCCCUUGGACAGAUGGAUGGCUCAGGAAAGGUCCCUCCUGCUCGGGGAAGCCGCAGAGUCACCCUGGGCCCCGCGGGAGCGACCCCACCACCCCCUCCGCUCCGUCAGCCUGUGCUUCCAGAGGACGGGACUCCACCUCAAGUCGUCUUCGGCGUCGGGAUGCGCUGGAGACGGUGGAGCUCUUACAUGACGCUCCGCUUCCAGCCUCAUUCUGUUCCCACAGUUUUCAAACUUCAUCUGCCAAAGCAUUUAAAAAAAAAAAGAUAACAAUAAUUAAACUUAAGAUAAAUGUUCUUACCACCAGAAUACACUUCAAAGAUGUAUCUGAAUUAAUCAGAAUAAAAAGCUACCUUAAAUGAGACAUGAUGGAUAGUAGCAUUUUAUAGAGGGAAAGGAAAAAAAAAAAACCCUUAAGCCAGUUUAUUUAAAAAAUAUGAAUGAAUGAAGGUUUGCAUCACUGAGAAAAUGUUUCCUAGUUUUUCUGUUUUACUCUUCACAGCCAAACGUGAGCUGUGUAUUGUGUAAUUGCAGUGGAUAAAAUAGGAAUUCCGCGACAGAAAGGCACUUUUUAUUCUGAAAAAAGCAGAGCAGUGUUCAUUUUCAGGUGGAGUUAACUGGUUUCCCUUUCAAACUGAUUGCUUCCUAAGUUGUUACCAUUAAAAGGGUUUGGUAUUGAACAGGCUGAGGAACUGUCAGAGGACAAAACUGAAAGGUAUCAACUUCAACUGGGUUUUCCAAGUCGCAGUUUUAAAGUCAGUCUUGUCCACACAAGACUGGGGCAUCGUCUUGCUCGGGCUCCUAGAAAGAGCUGGUCUGCCUGUCUGCCCGUCUGCCUGUCUGUCUGUCUGUCUGUCUGUGCGCCCGCGCCUGGCCUGGGUCUGUGCUCUGGGGAGGUGGGCCCCCGGGUGCGUGUGCGCCAGGGCGGGCAGGCUGUCUGGGGAAAAGGAAAGGAGACGUCUGGGGCGUGCGGGUGGCCGUCCGGGUGUGGGCAGGGGCUUGUGUGGGGAGCAGCCAAAUGGUGCUUCUUGGUUUUGUUUGAGAUCAAGAUUCCAUUUCUGCUUAAUUACCCGUCCAUGGCCCACAUCACAGGACAGGUUCUUUUCCACCACAUUUUAUCUUGAGGAGCCUUUCUGCAUUUUUAUAAAAAAUUGUCCAGGGUCUAAUUUCAGAAUGUCCAGAUGUUGCCGUUAACUGUUAACUUCCUUUGAUGUUUUCAUUGAAGUUCAGCUCUUGUGCUGAUAUUUCCUGCAUGUGAUACGGCAGAAGGUAAAUUUUAGCUGAUUUGUCUUAUCUCCUGGGUGAAAUGUAAAGUAGGCUUUAAUGCUUUGACUCAUUCCUGUGAAAAAUAAAAGCGAAUUUUAAUGUGUUGCAUUAAAGCUAAAGGAAUCUGAAGAUGAUUGUUCACAUAAGGUUUAAAAAAAGAAAAUAAUACAGAAAUGCUUUUGGGAAACCAGAAAGUACUCUAAGUUAAAAACAAAAGACUUGAAGUUGCUUUGUGUAUGUUUCAGUGAAGGCCCAUGUUAGAAUUAUUAUUGUUAUUAUUAUUGUUUUUCCACCUUCUCUUCACCACCAUAAGGAACAGUUCCACUAGGAAUGGGCAUAGCUUGGGGAAAACUGCCAAACAAAGCCCUGAUCAGAGCAAAAAUAUGAUUUGGGUAUAUCUUUCAGUUCAGCUUGAAUGACUCUGUAACUAUGCUGUCAUUUUUGGAAGUUUUUUUUUUGCAGAAUAUAUUGGGAGUUUGGACUGAUGUUCAUUUCUUCUGUUAAAAUGGCAUUCAGUACUAAUUUUAUAAGUGCAUCUUGUGUGAAACUCAAUAAAUUCAAUUUUAUAAUCUUUUUUUAAAAA
This is a messenger RNA of Dama dama (fallow deer), 3752 nucleotides long. RefSeq names its product transmembrane anterior posterior transformation 1 (gene TAPT1). Gene Ontology annotation, cellular component: endoplasmic reticulum membrane; ciliary basal body. The coding region runs from base 16 to 1698 and encodes 560 amino acids. The transcript is spliced from 14 exons. The record is from RefSeq and is a predicted model, not a curated record. Gene Ontology annotation, biological process: positive regulation of cilium assembly; maintenance of protein localization in endoplasmic reticulum. NCBI's taxonomy places the organism in Eukaryota, Metazoa, Chordata, Mammalia, Artiodactyla, Cervidae.